CUUCUCAGCUUUAGUCAUCACGUUCAGAAAAACUCUUCCACUGUUAAAGUUUCCACUACAUACCUUGAGCUUCUUCUUAGAAUUAAUUACAAAAAUGGGUGACUAUGAAUCCAGCACCAUGAGUGAGAAAGAGCUCAAACGCAGGAAGAGAAUCAGACUAGCAAUAUAUAUAUCUAUUUUUGUUGUUUUUCAGAUCAUUGUUAUCGCAAUUUUCAGUGUCACCGUGUUGAAAGCUAAGACUCCCAAGUUCAGGCUGAGCGAAAUCGAAAUCCAAUCCCUAAAUACAAACACCAGUUCAUUGGCUUUCACGACCAAAGUGAAGGUGAAGAACUCGAAUUUCGGUGCUUAUAAGUAUGACAACUCCACCAUCGCCUUCACUUACCAAGGUUCCUUCGUCGGUCAAGUCGUCAUUGAGAAAGGUAAGGCCGGUUGGUUGACGACGAAAAACAUUGAGGGCGUGCAGGUGAAUUUGAAUUCUCAGGCGUUACCGACUGCCGGGGAUUUCACACUCAACAGCAAUGGAAAAAUGACUGGGAAAGUGGACUUGAUAGGGAUGAUCAAGAAAAAGAAGUCAACUGAGAUGGAUUGCACUAUCGGUAUUAAUGUGGAAGCAAGGAUGGUCCGUUCUUUGGAAUGUAAAUGAAAUUCGACUUAUAGUUCGGUUUUUGUCAUAGCUUAAUUACUUUUAUGGUUUCUGUUAUUUUGCUUUGGAUUGUGAUAUUUAAAUUUUGUGUGGACUUUGUGUAUAUUGAAGAAGCCAGCUGUUCAAUUCUGUUUAAUUUCUCUAUUCAUUUUAUGUUCUGUAUACUUUGUUUAAUUUCACUAUUCAUUUUAUGUUCAGUGUACUUUGUUUUCUUAUCAAAUAAAUGUUGCAACAUUUUGUAACGUAUUUCGAUUUUAA
Messenger RNA from Ziziphus jujuba (common jujube), 901 nucleotides. Its product is annotated as late embryogenesis abundant protein At1g64065. NCBI's taxonomy places the organism in Eukaryota, Viridiplantae, Streptophyta, Magnoliopsida, Rosales, Rhamnaceae. The record is from RefSeq and is a predicted model, not a curated record. The transcript has a single exon. The coding region runs from base 95 to 643 and encodes 182 amino acids.